CUGAAAUAUCAAGAGACAAGAAUCGAACGUUAAAUCGCUAAGGUUCGGUAAAACCGGUAAACGGUAACGGUAACCUUUACGUUGCAUGCCUAAUCAAGAUCCAUCUUAACUUCAUUUUACACUUUACACAAAUAAUCUGAACUCUCACGUCGCUCUAGUAUUUUGCCAGAAACAGAAAAAAGGUUCGAAUAUUUUCGAUUUCGAAUAAUCGAAGGUUCGAAUAUUUUCGAUUUCGAAUAAUCGAAGUUCGAUUAUGUUCGAUUUCGAAUAAUCGAAUUUCGAUUAAUCGAAAUCGGUGCAUGCCUACUCGAAAGUAAAUUUUCUUGUCUUUCUUCAACAUUGUCUAGUUGUUGAAAUGUGUAAAGAAAUUCAGUGUUCCAUUGUUUUCCUCCUCUCUUUCUCUCUUGAUCGAAACGAGCUAUCAUACGACUAAGCACAGUCGAAUAACUGAUCUAAAGUACUUGGAAUUAUUUGUGCAUGUCAAAAAAAGCAGUCUGUUUACUCCAUUGUCAGAAUCUCAUUUUUUGAAAAACUGGAAUUAUCCAUAAGAUUUGAAAAAGCCUAUAUAUUGUUAAGAUUAUAAGGAUAUAAAAAAAACCUUUUAUGAUUUCUGUAAUUUUUUGAUAGUUGAGAACAUUUUUAUAAAAUUUAUAAAGAUAGAUAAAAGUUUCUUUUAGAAAUUUCAGAUUCAGAAUUUAGAUAAUUCAGGCAGUUUUUGAAGAUCCUGUAAAGUGUUCAUUGAUUUUUUACCAUUUCAGAUUAUUUCGAUAGAAAGUGGGUCGUCAAAGGGUCACAAAGACGGGUCGAGAUACAUUGAGAGCUAAAAAUACAGCUAUACAUCUUAGUUUUUGGUCUUCUCUUUUUCUCUAUCUCGACUUUUUCAGUAGUUUGUCUUACUAGUUUUUGAGUAUUCGUGAAAACAUCAAAAGUUGAGGAGACGAAUAUCUAAUCGAAAAGGACCGGGGAAUAAAAUGUUUGAUUGUUUGCGAGUACUCAGUUAUGUCAGGUAACUUAAAACAAGCGGCAUUUAAGACUUGGCGUUCGGUACGGAGCAACGAGAUUUUAUCUUCUGAAUUGCAAUAAAUGCUAAAGUUCACCUAUAACACAGGACCUUUUUGGGUUUUUGGAAAAGAGAUGUUAUUCGGACUACUUUUUCUCGGUAACCACCAUGUGAUAUGUUAUUUCAAACAUUAUCUAGAUCUCAAGUGGUGUUGACAGUAAGGUGGAAUUAGAAUAUGCUAAUCCAAUUAAAUGGUAUACAAAUAAUGAAACAUUUAUAUAUCGACAGAUAAAUAAUAUACUGCGUUUAGAAAAUUUCCAACUUUUAAUGUCUUAUCGUUAUUAUAUUAUUGAUUUAUGUUUACAAAUUGAAACACUUUACAGGCACGAUAAAAGUCACGUGACAAUGAUUUACAGAGCAGGAAAUAUAAGUGAAAUUGAAUUGAUGAAUGUUAAAUGUGGUUCUAAAGCAGGACAAUAUAUAGCCAUGAAUGGUUUUGUAUCAACAACAAAAAGUAAGCGAUUUGCUGAAUCAUGGACUAAAUGUAACAAAUCAAAACGUCCAGGAGUUGUUAGUGUUAUAUACAAAAUUCGAAUUGAUUCGAAUCAACCAUGUACAGCAUUUGCUGAUAUUGGAAAUAUCUCUCAGCAUCCAGAAGAGCAAGAAGUCUUAUUUAGCAUCGGUGCUGUAUUUUCUGUUGAUCAAGUCAUUGAUCCAUUAGUUGAUGAUACCGAUAAAUUUUAUUAUAUUAAACUUACAGCAUGUGAUUUAAAUGAAAUAAUUAUUGAUGAUAUACGUUCAAAAGUUAAAAGAUCAUCUCAAACAGCAUUGCGUAUAUUAUUAUCUAAAUAUUUAACUGAGUUAGGCGAAUAUCGUUUUGUUUAA
This is a messenger RNA of Didymodactylos carnosus, 1885 nucleotides long. The record is from the annotation of a GenBank genome assembly. Lineage: Eukaryota; Metazoa; Rotifera; Eurotatoria; Philodinida; Philodinidae.